Messenger RNA from Diceros bicornis minor, 6747 nucleotides. It is a transcript of the gene PIK3CG, whose product is annotated as phosphatidylinositol-4,5-bisphosphate 3-kinase catalytic subunit gamma. The coding region runs from base 90 to 3398 and encodes 1102 amino acids. NCBI's taxonomy places the organism in Eukaryota, Metazoa, Chordata, Mammalia, Perissodactyla, Rhinocerotidae. The transcript is spliced from 11 exons. The record is from RefSeq and is a predicted model, not a curated record. Gene Ontology annotation, biological process: cell migration; phosphatidylinositol-3-phosphate biosynthetic process; phosphatidylinositol-mediated signaling. Gene Ontology annotation, cellular component: phosphatidylinositol 3-kinase complex, class IB; phosphatidylinositol 3-kinase complex, class IA; plasma membrane. Gene Ontology annotation, molecular function: 1-phosphatidylinositol-3-kinase activity; 1-phosphatidylinositol-4-phosphate 3-kinase activity.
GGUAGGUCUGAAUUUGUUUUGUUUUCAAAAAUUAAACAAAUGAUCCUUCAGCAUCAUCGCCUCCGCUGCUUUAUCAGGUCGUGUAGGGCAUGGAGCUGGAAAACUAUGAACAGCCGGUGGUUCUGAGGGAGGUCAACCGCCGCCGGCGCCGGAGGAUGAAGCCGCGCAGCUCUGCGGCCAGCCUGUCCUCCAUGGAGCUCAUCCCCAUCGAGUUCGUGCUGCCCACCAGCCAGCGCAACAGCAAGACCCCCGAAACGGCGCUGCUGCACGUGGCUGGCCACGGCAACGUGGAGCAGAUGAAGGCCCAGGUGUGGCUGCGCGCGCUGGAGACGAGCGUGGCGGCGGACUUCUACCACCGGCUCGGCCCGGACCACUUCCUCCUGCUCUACCAGAAGAAGGGGCAGUGGUACGAGAUCUACGACAAGUACCAGGUGGUGCAGACGCUGGACUGCCUGCGCUACUGGAAGAUGGUGCACAGGAGCCCGGGCCAGAUCCACGUGGUGCAGCGCUGCGCGCCCUCGGAGGAGACGCUGGCCUUCCAGCACCAGCUCACCGCCCUGAUUGGCUACGAUGUCACCGAUGUCAGCAACGUGCACGACGACGAGCUCGAGUUUACGCGCCGCCGCCUGGUCACCCCGCGCAUGGCCGAGGUGGCCGGCCGUGACCCCAAGCUCUACGCCAUGCACCCCUGGGUGACGUCCAAGCCCCUCCCGGAGUACCUGUUGAAGAAGAUUACCAACAACUGCAUCUUCAUUAUCAUUCAUCGCAGCACCACCAGCCAGACCAUCAAGGUCUCAGCUGAUGACACCCCAGGCACCAUCCUCCAGAGCUUCUUCACCAAGAUGGCCAAGAAGAAGUCUCUGAUGGAUAUCCCGGAAAGCCAAAAUGAACAGGACUUUGUGCUGCGUGUCUGUGGCCGGGAUGAGUACCUGGUGGGUGAAACGCCCAUCAAAAACUUCCAGUGGGUGAGGCAUUGCCUCAAGAAUGGGGAGGAGAUUCACCUGGUGCUUGACACGCCUCCCGACCCAGCCCUGGACCAGGUGAGGAAAGAAGAGUGGCCGCUGGUGGAUGACUGCACGGGAGUCACCGGCUACCAUGAGCAGCUAACCAUCCACGGGAAGGACCAUGAGAGUGUGUUCACUGUCUCCCUGUGGGACUGUGACCGGAAGUUCAGGGUCAAAAUCAGAGGCAUCGAUAUCCCUGUCCUGCCCCGGAACGCUGACCUGACGGUUUUUGUGGAAGCAAAUAUCCAGCAUGGGCAGCAAGUCCUUUGCCAGAGGAGAACCAGCCCCAAACCCUUCACAGAGGAGGUGCUCUGGAAUGUGUGGCUUGAGUUCAGUAUCAAAAUCAAAGACUUACCCAAAGGGGCUCUACUGAACCUCCAGAUCUACUGCGGCAAAGCUCCCGCGCUGUCUGGCAAGGCCUCUGCAGAGACUUCCAGUUCUGAGUCCAAAGGCAAAGUUCAGCUACUCUAUUAUGUGAACCUGCUGUUGAUAGACCACCGGUUCCUCCUGCGCCAUGGGGAAUACGUGCUCCACAUGUGGCAGAUAUCCGGGAAGGGAGAAGAUCAAGGGAGCUUCAAUGCUGACAAACUCACGUCUGCAACCAACCCAGACAAGGAGAACUCAAUGUCCAUCUCCAUUCUGCUGGACAAUUACUGUCACCCAAUAGCAUUGCCUAAGCAUCAGCCCACCCCUGACCCCGAAGGGGACCGGGUUCGAGCCGAAAUGCCCAACCAGCUUCGGAAGCAACUGGAGGCGAUCAUAGCCACUGAUCCACUUAACCCUCUCACAGCAGAAGACAAAGAAUUGCUGUGGCAUUUCAGAUAUGAAAGCCUUAAGCAUCCAAAAGCAUAUCCUAAGCUUUUUAGCUCAGUGAAAUGGGGACAGCAAGAAAUUGUGGCCAAAACAUAUCAGUUGUUAGCCAGAAGGGAGGUAUGGGAUCAAAGUGCUUUGGAUGUUGGGUUAACAAUGCAACUCCUGGACUGCAACUUUUCAGAUGAAAAUGUAAGAGCCAUUGCAGUUCAGAAACUGGAGAGCUUGGAGGAUGAUGAUGUUCUGCAUUACCUGCUACAGCUGGUUCAGGCUGUGAAGUUUGAACCAUACCAUGACAGUGCCCUUGUCAGAUUUCUGCUGAAGCGUGGUUUACGAAACAAAAGAAUUGGUCACUUCUUGUUUUGGUUCUUGAGAAGUGAGAUAGCCCAGUCCAGGCACUAUCAGCAGAGGUUCGCUGUGAUCCUGGAAGCCUACCUGAGGGGCUGUGGCAUGGCCAUGCUGCACGACUUUGCCCAACAAGUCCGAGUAAUUGAGAUGUUACAAAAGGUCACCAUUGACAUUAAAUCGCUCUCAGCUGAAAAGUAUGACGUCAGUUCCCAAGUUAUUUCACAACUUAAGCAAAAGCUUGAAAACCUACAGAAUUUGAAUCUCCCCAAAAGCUUUAGGGUUCCAUAUGACCCUGGGCUGAAGGCAGGAGCACUGGUGAUUGAAAAAUGUAAAGUGAUGGCCUCCAAGAAAAAGCCCCUGUGGCUUGAGUUUAAAUGUGCCGACCCUACAGCUCUAUCAAAUGAAACAAUUGGAAUUAUCUUUAAACAUGGUGAUGAUCUGCGCCAAGACAUGCUUAUUUUACAGAUUCUACGAAUCAUGGAGUCUAUUUGGGAGACUGAAUCCUUGGAUCUGUGCCUCCUGCCAUAUGGUUGCAUUUCAACUGGUGACAAAAUAGGAAUGAUCGAGAUCGUGAAAGAUGCCACAACAAUUGCCAAAAUUCAGCAAAGCACAGUGGGCAACACAGGAGCAUUUAAAGACGAAGUCCUGAAUCACUGGCUCAAGGAAAAAUGCCCUCUUGAAGAAAAGUUUCAGGCAGCAGUGGAGAGAUUUGUUUAUUCCUGUGCUGGCUACUGUGUGGCAACCUUUGUUCUUGGAAUAGGCGACAGGCACAAUGACAAUAUUAUGAUCACAGAGAUGGGAAAUCUAUUUCAUAUUGACUUUGGGCACAUUCUUGGGAAUUACAAAAGUUUCCUGGGCAUUAAUAAAGAGAGAGUGCCAUUUGUGCUAACCCCAGACUUCCUGUUUGUGAUGGGAACUUCUGGAAAGAAGACAAGCCUACACUUCCAGAAAUUUCAGGAUGUCUGCGUGAAGGCUUAUCUAGCCCUUCGGCAUCACACAAACCUACUGAUCAUCCUGUUCUCCAUGAUGCUGAUGACGGGAAUGCCCCAGUUAACCAGCAAAGAAGACAUUGAAUAUAUUCGGGAUGCCCUAACAGUGGGGAAGAAUGAGGAGGAUGCUAAAAAGUAUUUUCUUGAUCAGAUUGAAGUUUGCAGAGACAAAGGAUGGACUGUGCAGUUUAACUGGUUCCUACAUCUUGUUCUUGGCAUCAAACAAGGAGAGAAACAUUCAGCUUAAUACUUUGAGCUAGAAUUAAAAACUAGGCAGUGUUCUCAAGCUUUAAAUCAGCAUGUCAGUCAUUGACCUUGCAUUUAAAAUGUAAAGGGACAUUACGAAAGCUGGCACUUCCGAAAUACGGCUCUCUUCCUAGCUGAACCCCUCACUGGAGAAAAAUGUUGGCGUGGCUGACUGUUUCAGUAAUGUUCAGUUCUAGGUCUAUUUGCAGGUGUGUUUUUUCUCCUUUGUCUCAGUGAUGUUGGAGAACAUUCCAAGUUUAAACAGACUGAUUACUUCCUCAUUGUGCCUGACGUUUUGACUAUCUUCAUAUUGACUACUUUUGGAAAUUCUUUAAAAUAAUUGGUGAAGAAUUAUUGGUAGAAUAAUCUAUUUUCAUUUGGGUUUACUCUGAAUUUUGGUUAUCCUUGUGUUCCUCAAGCUCUUUACAGGAAAAGAUGUAAUCAUUGUAACCUGUGUCUCCUUCCUGAGGUGAUGCUUCCAAACAUCCUCUCCGUGUCUGCCGACGUUAGUGAUGUGCUAAAAGCCAGGAAAGCAAGUCAGUCUUUUCAGUGUCUUCUGUAAUUAGGUUCUUUUACAGUAUACAACUGAGACACACAAACACAAAAUGGAAAAUCUGAACCUUUGUGGCCAUAACCCUGGCCCUUCUCUGCUGGUCUGGUUCCAGGGUUAUGAAUAGGAAAAAUAGAGAUGAGACCAUUUGUCUCAACUCUGCCCACAGAGGGAAUUAUCAAGUACAAUUAUUAUAACCUUCUCCAGCAUAGAAACUACUGUAACUAAAGGGACUCAGUUUCUUCCUCUACAUUGUCUUCCUUUCUCCUGGCUUCCCUUCUUCCUCCAUUGCCACCCUCCCACAACUCUUUAUCCAGAGUUGUGAAAUCUUCAAGAACAUCUUUACCCUGGAAUUCAAAAGUUAAUUGAAAAAGAAUUUCUCCUCUAGGGUUACUAGAAUUUUAGGUACUUACUUGUAAAAAUGGGGUGCAGUUUUUUAAAAGUAUAUUAUUAAAGGAGACAUUCUAGAAAAUAUGGAUUAGUUUCCAAAUGCCUUAAUUUUAAAUUUUGGUCUGAGCAGCUUUUUCUUUCUUUUUUAACAGAAGAAGAUAUUUGAUAUCUAAAAAGUGCUCCAAGUUAGGAAGAACACUACUUGCCUUAUCCAGCUCUAGUUUAAAGGACUUUUCAACUUCAAUACAUUCUUCAGAUUUCCUAAAAAUAAUUGAAAUGUCUUGUUCAAAAACUAUUUUUAUCUCUUAAAUAUUUUGCUAUUUAUUGGAAGUAUUGUUUAACCUUAGAGAAAGAUCGUUAAAUUAUUUAUAAAAUAUUUUAAAAUUACCUAUAGUUAAUACUUUACAUAGAAAUAACUGUUAAUGGUGUCUAUGUUUAAGUAUAAUCAGAUUAAAAUUUAUGUUUAAUUUUUAAGUUUUCUAAAUAGAUACUUGUUUGACUUUGCUAUAGCCCAAAACUUUCCUUUUGUGGAUGCAAAAGCCCAGUGCUUCUUAAACCUGGCUGCAAAUAAGAAUCAUCAGGGAUGCUCUAAAAAGUACCCUGCCUGAGCACCAACGUCAGGGUACAACUUUAGUUUGGGAUGAGGCACAGACAGCAUUAUUUUUCUAAGUACUCUAGGUGAUUGUAAUAUGCAGCCCGGGUUAGAAAGCCCUGCAUGGGCUUUGAAGGUGCAGGAACCAUGCUUCCUUGCCUUUCCCUGGCUCAUAAGGUAUCUAGAAAGAACUGCUCUUCCUUGACAGCUCAUCUUUUUAAAAUCACGCUCUAUCCCCCUGUACAGAGGACCAUGCCCUGUCAUGAAAUGUUUAUUCCUCUGUGUUAAUGCAGGAUAGAUGGUUUUAUGGCAUUUUUAGACCAACUGUUCCCUACCAUUCUUUUGAAAAAGAGCAGGAAGAAUGAUGCUAAUUCAGAAGAGGAUGUUUUCAUUAUUCUUUUAAAGACUAGCCAAGCUCAGACCUUGCACAGAUUUCACUUUUUAUUUGAGUUGCUGGAACAAUCAUCUUAAUGACAGAAUUACAGAGGAAUGUAUUUAUAUUUAGCUUACUGGCACAUGUGCAUACAUAUUUGCUCUUCAAAUGAAUAAGUUCUUACAUUAUGAUGAAUAUAUAUAUUGGGCUUGAUUCUUCCAUAUUCCAAUGAAGGUAUAGACUUGCAGAUAAACAAAAAUCAUCCUUGUGUGCUUCCUUCCUUUAUUGUUCCCAGUGAAUCACAUGACCCACAACUUUCAUAUCUUUGAAAAUAUUCUAGAACUAGGAUCAUCUUGCUGUUGGGAGGAGAUGCUGGGAACUACCCACAAUUCUAUUUUCAAUGCCAAAUGAAAUCAGAGAUCACAAGUCAAAUGACUCAUGUGUCCAGGACUGGCUACAUAAUUUGCAGAGCCAAGGGCAAAAUGAAAAUGCUGAGCCUGUCAUUCAAAAAUUAUUAAGAAUUUCGUGAUGGCAACAGCAGAGCAUUAAACCAAGCACGGGGCCCUUCCGGCAUGGGUCACUGCACAGGUCACAAGCCCUUGAAGCUGGCACUGUGUGUAUCUGACUAAUGGCUUUGGUGCUCAGUUUUACAUUUGGACCAUUUCUGUAUGAGUGUAGAUAAAGUGCCCAGAUCAAAAUGUUGCUUUUAUUCAAAUUGAAAUACCUCAUCUGAAUGGCUGUACGUUAGGACCUCAAACACUGCCUCAUUGCUUUUGGACUAGAACCAUGGCCACUAAAACAAAGCAGGUAUUUUAGACCUGGUCCCAUAUGACUGCAUUUGACUGGCUUUGGUGAUACUCUGAUGAAAGUAGGGGGAAGUAGAGAUAUGAUAGAUAAAAUAUAUCAACUCCUAGAGAGAACACUUGAAUUUUAAAAAAUUUUUAUUAAAUAUAUCUUUUAAAAAAGAUUAAUUAUUUUUUUAAAAGAGGUUAGAUAUAGGAAUGCUGCAGCUUAAUUUGGAAGCUGUUAGUCUUAUAUAAAUGGAAAUUAAUUAUUUUUUGAAAUGAGUCCAAAAAAUAAUUUAGAAGGUAAGUUUCUGGAGCAAAUUCCGGUUAUUUGGUAUUAUUUGGUAAGCUAGGCUCUAUUUGCCAAGAUUAUGAAAUAAAUUGUCAAUUAUAUUUUACAAUAUGAAAAAAAAUAAAAUAAAUUUGGAUUUUUAAAGGUUCUGCUGUCUUAUUUUCUGUUUAAUCCAACCUAAUAAUUCUGGUCAAUAAAUUUGGUUCUAGUCUGGGUGCUUGUCUGCAUAUUCUCAAAGACUCAUUUUCAGGACAGGUGCUGGGGGAACCUAAAGCACAUACCCAUUCAGAAAGCUGAGAUAGUCCCUCUUCUGGACCGUCCAGUUCUCCCCACUUGCAUUUGUAUUUUAAUUACAAAUUGUUGUAUGU